AUGACCGGAAGCUCGCGCAUGCCGGUGAGCUUGAGGGAAAGCUUCAACCAGGUAAAGAGGCGGCGGCCGACGAGUUUGUCCGCCGUUGUGAACCUUGACUUGUUGCGCAACAUUAUCUUCCUCCUCUUUGUGCUACGAUGGACGCGACGUGCUUUCUGGCAGCUCCGAGGCCGGGGAAUCAUCGGCUCCCUCGUCGAACUCUACCGCAACAUUGGUAGAAUAUUAUACGGUUAUUUCCUACGAGCCCCCGGCGUCCGCGGAAAAGUUCAAAAGCAAGUGAGCGACGCGCUCGCCAAGACGGAGGCGAAACUGGUACCGACGAAUUUGACGAAAUAUCUCACCCUGCCCAAGGAGGGUCUGUCGGACGAUGACGUGAGGAAAGAGCUCGAGAUGCUGGCCAAUCUCGAUCAUACCAAGUGGGAGGAGGGUUAUGUCUCUGGCGCCGUGUACCAUGGAGAGCAGGACCUUAUUAAACUGCAGACGGAAGCGUUUGGUACCUUUACCGUCGCCAACCCGAUCCACCCCGAUGUGUUCCCUGGCGUGAGGAAGAUGGAGGCUGAAAUUGUCUCCAUGGUGCUUGCCCUCUUCAACGCCCCUCCCGACGCUGCGGGUACCACCACCGCCGGUGGCACUGAGAGCAUCCUAGUCUGCUGUCUCGCUGCUAGACAAAAGGCCUAUGCUGAGAGGGGCAUUACAGAACCUGAGAUGAUCAUUCCGGAAACUGCGCACGUCGCAUUCCGAAAGGCUGGCGAUUACUUCAAGAUCAAGGUCCACCGCGUACCUUGCCCAGCUCCGUCGUAUCAGGUCGACAUGAAGGCGGUUGCCCGCCUUGUCAACCCCAACACAAUCCUCCUUGUUGGCUCUGCCCCCAACUACCCCCAUGGCAUGAUUGACGACAUUGCGGCGCUCUCCAAGAUUGCGGUUAAGCGCAAGAUCUGGCUCCACGUCGACUGCUGCCUUGGUUCCUUUGUUAUCCCGUACCUCGAGAAGGCCGGUUUCGAAUCCCAGCCGUUUGACUUCCGCCUCAAGGGCGUGGCGAGCAUCAGCUGCGAUACGCACAAAUACGGAUUCGCGCCCAAGGGCAACUCGACGGCGUUGUAUCGGAGCGCGCAGCACCGCUCUUACCAGUACUACGUCUCACCAGACUGGCCAGGUGGUGUCUACGCUCUCAUCAGGAUGGGAGAUAACGGCUAUUUGGAUGCCUGUGGAAAGCUCGUCGGUACCGCCAAGAAGAUUGCUGACAAGAUCCGAGAGACGCCGUCGAAGAAUCUGAACAUUUACGACAUCUACGACGGCAUGACUACCAAGGGAUGGCAUCUCAACGCUCUUCAAGACCCACCUGCCAUCCACGUGGCAGUAACGGUGCCCAUCGUCAAGGUGUGGGAGACCCUGAUGGCGGAUCUCGAGUCUGUGAUUGAAGCUGAGAAGGAGAAGGAGAGGGCGCGGAUCGCCCAAGGCAAGGGUGCGUCCAAGCCUGUGGGCGAUUCUGCGGCCCUAUACGGUGUUGCCGGCUCGCUGCCAAACAAGGGCGUCGUCGUAGACUUGGCGGCCGGUUUCCUAGAUCUCCUGUACAAGACUUAA
Parascedosporium putredinis is the source of this 1581-nucleotide messenger RNA. The record is from the annotation of a GenBank genome assembly. NCBI's taxonomy places the organism in Eukaryota, Fungi, Ascomycota, Sordariomycetes, Microascales, Microascaceae.